Messenger RNA from Salvia miltiorrhiza (redroot sage), 1377 nucleotides. RefSeq lists its product as uncharacterized. The transcript has a single exon. The coding region runs from base 1 to 1377 and encodes 458 amino acids. The record is from RefSeq and is a predicted model, not a curated record. Lineage: Eukaryota; Viridiplantae; Streptophyta; Magnoliopsida; Lamiales; Lamiaceae.
AUGGGUCAACCAGAUAGAGCAAGGCGAACAGGCACACUUGGUCAUAAUGGCAGCAUUCAAGAUCAACCAUUUCAGGUUGAUCAGGGCCGACAGAGCAUGUCCAACACCCUUCAAAAUUUAGACCCCGCCUUGGUUAGAAGAUUGGCGGAUAUGGAGGCCAUCAUCCAACGAAUCCCAGGAGUCCCGGCCCCAAUCAAGAAAAAUGCAGAGAGCUGUUAUGUUAACUCGCCCUUCGUGGAUGAGAUAGCUUUAGUGGAAAUGCCGAAGAAGUUCAACUUCCCUCACUUGAAGAUGUUUGAUGGCGUGUCUGACCCAGACGACCAUAUUGCCCAAUAUUGCCAAAGGAUGUUCACUGUGGCCAUCCCUCGUGACAUGAGGGAGGCGUGCAUGUGUAAGGGGUUCGGUUCUAGUCUAAUAGGAUCGGUCCUCCAGUGGUAUACGAAUCUCCCAAAUAACUCUAUUAGCUCUUUUGCCCAACUAACUGAUGUUUUUGUCCAACAGUACGCAAGUAGCAGGAAAUUGGAGAAGAUCUCGGAAGUCCUGUACGCCAUUGUACAAAGACAUGGAGAACCCCUCCGAGACUACAUUGGAUGCUUCAACAAGAAGAAGGUGUCAAUUACCAACUGUAGCGAGCAGACCGCUGUCACCGCCUUUCGCAAGGGUUUGUUGCCCGGCUCAGAUCUUUAUAAGACCCUCACCAAGUAUCCAUGCAAAACCAUGGAGGACAUGUUGAUCCAAGCUUGGGCACAGAUUAAGUGGGAGAAAGACCAAUACAACAUGCAGAUGGUCUUCCCACCUAGUAGACCUGAAAGAGACCAUCGAGUAGACAGGAGAUCAGGUCGUGACAGACGUGCUGAACCAUAUCCACCACCUUAUCGGCAAAGCCGAGGAAGGGAUGAGUACGAUAGGGCACCCGACAGAUGCCCCCGUGAGAAAGCAAAGAUUCCAGAGUAUGCCCUAUCCAUCUCCCCCGCUGAAGCAGUUGAAGCAUUAAAGAACUUGGAUAACAAGGUCAAAUGGCCAGAGAGGAUGAGGGCCCCAGCCGACCAGAGGGACAGGUCUAAGUGGUGUGAGUUCCACCCAGACCAUGGGCAUUGGACGGAGGAUUGCAUCACCCUCAGGUUGGAAGUGGCCCACCUACUAAAACAAGGCCACCUCACUGAUUACCUAACCGAGAAGGGCAAGCAAACCCUACAACAAGGAAGAGAUAAACAUGAUGACCAUAGAGAGGCUACACCGCCAAACCCACCACCUCAUGAAAGAACUGUGAAUGUCAUAUCUGGUGGCUCCAAAGUAAGCGGGGUCACCCAUUUAGCAGCAAAGAAACAUACCCGACAAGCGAAGUCUAACAAGGCGAAAACCAACAUGCCCUGCUAG